Fusarium coffeatum is the source of this 1383-nucleotide messenger RNA. RefSeq lists its product as uncharacterized. The transcript has a single exon. The coding region runs from base 1 to 1383 and encodes 460 amino acids. The record is from RefSeq and is a predicted model, not a curated record. Lineage: Eukaryota; Fungi; Ascomycota; Sordariomycetes; Hypocreales; Nectriaceae.
AUGGCCUCAACACUCGGCAAAGAAUUCUUAGGCGCAUUGCCUACAGAGUUAUGUUUCCAAGUCCUUCAAUCCCUUGAAUCCAAAACCGCUAUAUCCUCUCUCAUACGAGCUUCAUCACGGAUGCUUCAAGUCUACCUCAGAUACAAAGCAGUAAUUGUAUGGCACAUCCUUGCCUCGGACUUCGACAAAGAUAUGAUCCAGGAUGCCAUAUUCAUCAUACAGCUCCCAAGAUCCGCAGGACCCCUUUACAUCGAGGAAGAAUACGAGCCCUGGAAGGCAAUCGUGAGCCAGUGGAUUGCAAAAGACCUUCCUGACCCCGUCGCCUCUCGGGACAAAUCGUCGCAACUCUUCUGGUCGCUCAAUAAACUCCACUCCGUGUUGAUACGACUCGGCGAGGACUAUAUCACCAAAGCCAGAUCGAAAUAUAUGAUCCAAAGCUAUCCUUGUCUUCCACAGAUGAGAGCUUCGCAGCGCCAUCUUACUUUCAAAGGAAAGGAGGUCAUGACUAGGAUGGACGCAGGCCAGCUUCAGCAGUCAGAACGACGCAAGCUUCUCAAAUCAUUUCUUUUUUACGAAUGGACCGCCAAGGCGAUGAGAACUCAACAUAUGUUCGUGCUUCUAAACUUUGACUUUGACCUGUUGAUAUCAAAGCCUCGCGAAGUCAGUUUAUCUGACGAGAAAGGCUGGGCUAGUGUGCAAGUAUACGUUGCAACACUCUACAAAGCGAUCUUUGCACAGAUUACGGAGGGAAGGCUCCCGGAGCCUGAGAAGGACUUUUGUCCCGACACAGGGAUUCCACAUUGGCAUUUCGCUUCCACCUCCCUGGCUAUAUACAGUGCCUUCAGCCCGUAUGACGUGAGAGUUGAAGGUCUACCUGAGGAGCUGACUGCAUGGGGUCUGGAUCUCCUCAUGGUGUAUCUGAACCUUGACGUAAACCGUACAGAUGACAGGGAACUCGUCGAAGACCACUUCGGAGCCAAGAUCACUAAAGAAGGAGAGGAAAGUGCAUGGUCGUCUGCACAUCUUAAUGUCAUGAUGUAUUUUGAAACAGACGUUCUUUUUACUUCUGGCGAGAUGGAAUCGGCCGAGAGCUGGUGUGCGUGGGAAUACCUGAACGAUGCCAAGCCACAUUACAACCGUAAUUUGGUGACUCGCCACUGCUCUCAAUGGUCAGACGACGAUUUACUCCGUCAUUACGAAGAGCGUCCCCACGUAUCACAAUUCGAUAUAGAAGUUGCACUUCACUGGAAUCGUAUGAAAAGGAAACGAAAGUCCACGAAGAAAGGCAGAAGUCCUCUACCGCAGUUGAUUGAGACCCGUUCUGGGUACCAUGUCAUUGAGCAGUCGCCAGCCUUUUGGCGUGUGGGCUUACGAUCAUUGUGA